This is a messenger RNA of Hemisphaericaspora subhashii, 1290 nucleotides long. RefSeq names its product OSBP family protein. Gene Ontology annotation, cellular component: cortical endoplasmic reticulum; membrane; intracellular membrane-bounded organelle. Bases 1 to 1290 code for a protein of 429 amino acids. The record is from RefSeq and is a predicted model, not a curated record. NCBI's taxonomy places the organism in Eukaryota, Fungi, Ascomycota, Pichiomycetes, Serinales, Debaryomycetaceae. Gene Ontology annotation, molecular function: sterol binding. The transcript has a single exon.
AUGGUCCUAACAUUGAAGAUAGAUAAGCUAAAAUUAAAAAGCUCAUCCGAGGAGACCUCGAAUGCUGAUGACGCCAAUUGUGCUAAUACGGAUGAUAUUGACGAGGUAGAUGACGAAGGUCAGAACAUUUUGCUUGCAUUAAUUGCUCAAUUGAGACCAGGUAUGGAUUUGACAAGGAUAACUCUUCCUACUUUCAUAUUAGAAAAGAAGUCAAUGCUCGAGAGAAUUACCAAUUUCUUUCAGAUACCUGAUUUAUUGUUUGAAGCCAAUUUCUCAGAGGAUCCGUUAGAUCGGUUCGUAAACAUUCUUAAAUGGUAUUUGGCCAGCUGGCACAUUGCACCGAAAGCAGUAAAGAAGCCAUUGAAUCCUGUUCUAGGCGAGUAUUUUUCAUGUUACUGGGACAAUCUACCCGAAGGUAAAUCGGCCUACUAUAUUGCCGAACAGACCUCCCACCAUCCUCCGAAAUCUUCAUACUUUUAUAUUGUUCCGGAGGAGAAGAUCCGUGUUGACGGAGUUGUUGUCCCAAAGUCAAGAUUCUUAGGAAAUUCUUCCGCUGCGAUAAUGGAAGGUUGUGGGCAUGUAACCUUAGGUAAAUGGGGAAAUGAGUUGUAUACGAUGAGUCAACCCAAUGUCUAUUGUAGAGGUAUCUUGUUCGGAAAAAUGAGAACCGAGUUAGGAGAUCACAUAAAAGUCAGAUGCGAGAAAACCGGAUUUGAAGCUGACAUAGAAUUCAAAACCAAAGGAUUCAUAAGUGGUACGUAUGACGCAAUUGGUGGCAUAAUUAAGGACUCUACCACGUCAGAAGAGUUGUUUUACAUUUCUGGAAAAUGGAACGAUUUGAUGGAGAUAAAGGAUGCAAAAUCGGGCAAAAAAAGAGUUCUUUUUGAUACUAAGAAAUCUGUUAAAGUGAAGCCUAAAGUCAGGCCCAUAGAGGAGCAAUGGGAGUAUGAAUCUCGAAAACUCUGGAAGCCAACAAUCGAUGCGCUUUCGAAGCGAAACCACGAAGUUGCAACAAAGGAAAAGUUCAAAGUAGAGGAUGAGCAACGUGCGAAAGCUAAGACGCGUCUUGAAGACGGGGUUGAAUUUCACCCAAAACUCUUUCGUUUGGUAAGCGAACUGGAACCAAAAGCGGAGGAUCUUGAGUAUAUCAUAUAUAAAAGGUUCAACUUGAAGGACACACCAGAGCUGCUCACACACAAUGUAUUCGACAUUGCUCCUAUUGUUCCAGGUCAAAAGUUUGAAGAAAAAUUUCAUAUACCUGCUUUUAAGAAACACGAUAGCAAUAGCUAG